AUGCAAAUAGAUGAAAGUCUAUUUCGAUACAAACAAGAAUAUCAUCGCGGUAGAAAACCAGAAAGAAAGAUAUGGGUAUUUGGUUUGGUAGAUGCGUUAUUUAUCUCAGAUAAAAUCUCAUUACAUAUCAUACUUAAAAUGGCCGCCUCCGCACUUUUAAUAAUAAUCAAACCAGUUUGUUUGCCUGGGUGUAUAAUACACUCAGAUAAAUGGCGUGGUUAUACACGCAUUAAUAACAGUAAUUUAGGAUUUUCACAUUUCAUUGUUAAUCAUAGUAAAACCUUUGUGAACCAUCAUACUGGUGAUCAUACACAGAACAUUGAAAGUUUAUGGAAUAAAUACAACUAUGUUCUAAAAAUAUACAAAGGUAUUGUGGCAUUAAGAUAA
Messenger RNA from Hepatospora eriocheir, 387 nucleotides. NCBI's taxonomy places the organism in Eukaryota, Fungi, Microsporidia, Hepatosporidae. The record is from the annotation of a GenBank genome assembly.